AAAGAGUGGCGUUAGUGGAUCCACCUUUAAACAGAAAAUCGGUGUAACAAGAAUAUACUGAAACCUGCCAGUCAUUCGAUAAUUUAAGCCGAUUCUUUUGUGCUUAACGUUGUAAUUAAUGUUAUAAAAAACUAUUACAAAUAAAAUCAAAUCAAACAAAAUGGGAUCUGUACGUGUAAUCAACAAUGAAAGUCAAUUUUAUAGUCAAUUGACUGGUGCUGGUACGAAAUUGGUCGUUGUAGAUUAUACAGCUACGUGGUGUGGACCAUGUCAAAGAAUGGCACCGGUAUUUGAACAAUAUUCAGUUAAAUAUCCCAACGCUGUAUUUCUCAAAGUAGACGUCGACAAAUGUGCAGAAAUUGCAGCUUCCCAAGGUGUCAGUGUAAUGCCCACUUUUAUUUUCUAUCGCAACAGAACUAAAUUGGGUUCCUGUCAAGGAGCUGAUGCAGCUGGACUCGAAUCGAAAAUACAACAAUAUUAUGGAAAUGGUGAUAACGAAGAAUCUGAGAGUUCAGUUACUGGACAUAUGGAUUUAAAUACAUUCAUUGCUAAAACGCAAUGCGAAUGUUUAAAUGAAUCGGACGAUCACAACUUUGUUCAAUGCUUAACAACCGACGAUGGAUAUUUAGAGAGUGAUUGCGAUGAACAAUUAAUAUUAUCUAUUACUUUUACACAAGCUGUUAAAGUACAUUCCUUAAAAAUCAAAGCACCAACAGAUUCGGGACCAAAAUAUGUCAAGCUUUUUAUCAAUCAACCUAGAACUAUAGAUUUUGAUAUGGCAGACUCCAAUACUAGUGUUCAAGAUCUUACAUUAUCGUCAAAAGAUAUCGAAGAAGGAAAUCCAAUUCCACUGCGUUACGUGAAAUUUCAAAAUGUACAGAAUCUUCAAAUAUUUAUAAAAACUAAUCAAGCUGGAACUGAUACUACUAGAAUCGAUCAAUUGAUUAUAUAUGGAUCACCAAUUUCAACAACCAAUAUGGGUGAAUUUAAAAGAGUAACUGGUAAAAAGGGAGAAAGUCAUUAAAGUAAUAUUGAAAACAAAAUGAAUUCAAAAGAAUUCUAUUCUAAAAUAAUAAU
Messenger RNA from Polistes dominula (European paper wasp), 1077 nucleotides. It is a transcript of the gene Txl, whose product is annotated as Thioredoxin-like. NCBI's taxonomy places the organism in Eukaryota, Metazoa, Arthropoda, Insecta, Hymenoptera, Vespidae. The record is from RefSeq and is a predicted model, not a curated record.